Stylophora pistillata is the source of this 3585-nucleotide messenger RNA. Its product is annotated as xylosyl- and glucuronyltransferase LARGE1. Gene Ontology annotation, biological process: protein O-linked glycosylation via mannose. The record is from RefSeq and is a predicted model, not a curated record. NCBI's taxonomy places the organism in Eukaryota, Metazoa, Cnidaria, Anthozoa, Scleractinia, Pocilloporidae. Gene Ontology annotation, molecular function: glucuronosyltransferase activity; xylosyltransferase activity.
UACAUAAACAUUUGAAAUGACAAUCUGAAUAGCACUAAAGAAUUUGUGAAGUUCCCGCGAAGUAAUUACUGUUUUUAUUUGAAUUCUUCCGUAACUAGAAUGUCAAGAUACUAAGUAGACGAUGGAAGUCAAGUUUGACGGCGGGUUUACGUUUCAAAACACAUUUGAUAUCGAGUAUUGUGGCAAGGAUAGGGUUUUAUUCAGAUAGUAUGCUGACCGCUGGUAUGGGAUUUGUGAAAAUUCGGACCAUAGUAGUUUUGUUAUCGCUGUCUUUAAGUUCGUCGUUGGUAUUAUGGUGGAUAACACCGCCGGACUACUCCAUGAAAGAAAGGGAAACUUCACUAUUGAUAUCAGAUAGAAGGCAGGCUUUGCUGAAAACGUUUGAGAGAGUUCAGACAGAAAACACAGAGCUAAAGAGACAACUUAAAGUGGUGCAAAAAAGAUUAAAAGACUUGUAUGAAAGAGAUAGCCGUAGCCAACAAGAAGGAAACAAGUCUACUGCAUGUGAGAAUGACCUUUUCCUUUACCGUUGUGAGGUUAUACACGUUGCAGUGGUCUGUGCAGGUCAUAGUGCAAGUCGCCAAGUAGUCACUCUUAUUAAGUCUAUUCUGUUUCACCGCCGCAAUCCACUCCACUUCCAUUUCAUAUCAGAUAGCAUAGGACAGGAGAUUUUGAGUGUCCUUUUUCAGACAUGGGCUAUUCCAGCAGUUGAUACUAGUUUUUAUAGUACUGAAUCAUUAAAGGAUAAGGUGUCCUGGAUACCUAAUAAACAUUAUUCUGGAAUAUUUGGUUUAAUGAAGUUGGUGUUAACCGAAGCUCUUCCACUAUCACUCGACAAGGUACUUGUUCUUGAUACAGAUAUCAUAUUUGCCUCUGAUAUUGCUGAACUGUGGAGGAUGUUUGAUCAACUUACAGGAAGAAAGGCUAUUGGCCUUGUAGACAACCAGAGUGACUGGUAUCUUGGCAAGUUAUGGAAAAACCAUAAACCCUGGCCUGCUUUGGGAAGAGGGUUCAACACAGGAGUUAUACUUCUGGACCUGUUCAAGUUGCGGCAGGGAAAGUGGACCAGUCUGUGGAGACUGACUGCUGAGAGGGAACUUAUGAACAUGCUGGCUACCUCUCUUGCAGAUCAGGACAUAUUUAAUGCAUUGAUAAAGAGUAAUCCUCAUCUGGUGUUAAAGCUGCCAUGUACAUGGAAUGUUCAGCUUGGAGACAACAGUCGUAGUGCUCACUGUUACAAGGAUGUCUCUGAAUUAAAGGUCAUUCACUGGAACUCCCCGAAAAAGCAGCUUGCAAAGAACAAGUAUGAAGAGUUUUUCAAGAACCUGUAUUUGACUUUCUUGGAAUAUGAUGGUAACUUCUUGAGGCGAUGGAUAUUCUCUUGUGAUGAAAAUGAUACAAAGUUAAAUAAAACCACAGAUGGAGUUAAGCAGCAGCCAUCAGACAAGAGUGCAGGAAACAUGGACAGUGAGGAUGCAUGCUAUGAAUUCAACCAGGAGCAAGAUUUGACACACAGGACUCAUCUAUACUAUCUAGAUUAUGACUUUUCACAGGCUGUUGAGCCCUCAGACGUUACACUAGUAGUCCAGCUCUCUAUUGACAGACUGCAGAUGAUUGAGACUAUUUGUCUCCACUGGGAAGGUCCCAUAAGUUUAGCUUUGUACAUGUCUGAUAGUGAGGCACAACAAUUCCUAAGCUAUGUUCAAAGCUCAACUGAAUUACUGAAAAGAAAAAAUGUUGGAUAUCACAUUGUCUUCAGGGAAGGACAAUUUUACCCAGUAAAUUAUCUCAGAAACAUUGCUUUGGAACAUGUGCGCACUCCAUAUGUAUUUUUGAGUGACAUUGAUUUUGUACCAGGGCCAGGAGCGUACAGUUCUCUGAGGCAGUGGUUAAAAGCAGCUUCAAACAUGAACAAAAAGGCCUUUGUUGUUCCAGCCUUUGAGACUCUUCACUACAAAUUAGAUUUUCCAAAGACAAAAGCACAACUGCUGUCACAGUGGGACCUGGGUUCUAUAUUUACAUUUAGACACCAUGAGUGGAGUAAAGGUCAUGCAGCAACCAAUUAUGCCAAGUGGAGAACAGCUACCACUCCAUACACUAUUCAGUGGGAAGAAGAUUUUGAGCCUUAUGUUGUCGUAAGAAAUAAUGUUAGCAAAUAUGACAAGCGUUUCGUAGGAUUUGGUUGGAAUAAAGUAGCUCAUAUAAUGGAAUUACAAGCCCAGGGGUAUGAAUUUGUAGUUUUACCAAAUGUGUUCAGCAUACACAUGCCACACUCACCUUCAUUUGAUAUAUUUAAGUUUAGAUCCAGUGCAUUGUACAGAAGAUGCCUCAGUAGAUUAAAACAAGAAUUUCUUCAAGAAAUGAUAACAAAUUAUGGAAGGGAACAUUUGGGAGAUGUGGACAUGGAUAGUUAACAACUGUUAUCUUGGUUUGUUGUAGUAGUUAUACAAUCAUAAUUUUGUAAACUUAUCAGUUUUGAUCAACAGUGGAAAACAAAUAUACUUUGUAUUUAAACAAGCUUUGAGAAAAUUUUACCAGGUAACAAACCAAGUUCUGAGAGGGUUUUAUAUGAUUCUUAAAUCAGAGAAGAGCAGCUGUGUCAUUUUAGAAAGAACAAGGUAGCCUCUCAGCUGUUUGUGUUUUAAUAAAAUAGAGUUCACUCUCUGCACCCCAAUGUGGGCAGCCAUGUUCUCCAUGCUUUUCUCUCAACAUUUCCUACAGGGCUGAGUCAGACAUGGAGAACUUGUUCACCUAUCAAGUGCUUCUCUAGUUGGCAAUCAUUUCCUUUAAUCUCAUGACCAUGAUUUUUGAUUCAGCGGUAAUACUUAAGGAGAAAUUAGGUUCCCACCAUUAUAAGGGGUUCACUCUUUCUUAGCAAACCCAAAGCUAAGCUUAAACAUUCAUGGUACAGAUGGAAAGGAUAUGAAAACAGUUACAUAAUUUUGUUUUUGUCAUAAGUAAGCUGAGUUAUUUACAAACUCUAAUAUAUAACAUCUUUCUUCAGUUCAUUUCCAAAUUCUAUUAAUUAAAGAGAGCUCUUUUAACUUGUGAGCUUUCAUAUCCCAGUGAACACAUCAUUGAUACAUGAGCAAGAUUGUUUAAUAACAUUUUCAAAGCUGUCUGAAGCAGUUUUAUAGAGAGGUUUUCUUCUAAAGGUUUAUUUUAUAGUACAAAUCAUUGGAACCUGUAAAAGUUGAGGUUACAGUUAUUUAUUUUUAUGUGUGCCAAAGGCAUAAUAAUUAUGUUUUAUUUGAGUUGAGCAGAGACAGGAUUAAUUACUUUAUAUUUCAUGUGAGGGGCUCUUAUUCCUUGUUGAUGCAGUGUUGACUGUAUGUCUUCCUCUGAAUCUAUUUUUGUCACAGUGAUGAGAAAAAUCAGUCAGGUUGCAUCCACAAAAUAUAACUGGAAAUUAUUUACCCUUGAAUUCCAAAUCCAUGUAGAUCAUUCUAAUUUAUUGAAAUUUUAUUUUAUUCUUGCAAAGUUUGGGGUUACAAGUCAUAAAUAAUUAUUUGAUAAAUUCAUGAUUUACAGUAAUUAACUGUAACAAUAAUCAAAUGAUUCAACUAAUAAAAUUGUUUAACUGUU